AUGGACGCCCCUGCACCUGCUGACAAGAAGGGACCCCCCAAAUUCAAGCAGAGGACCACCCGCACCUUCAAGAGCAAGGCCCCCAAGCCUGGCCAGAAGGGUUUUGGUGAUGACAUCCCUGGAAUGGAGGGUCUCGGCACAGACAUCACAGUGGUGUGCCCAUGGGAAGCCUUCGGUGACAUGGAGCUUAGCGACCUGGCUAAAUACGGAAUUGUGUAG
This is a messenger RNA of Chanos chanos (milkfish), 219 nucleotides long. RefSeq names its product phosphodiesterase 6H, cGMP-specific, cone, gamma, paralog a (gene pde6ha). Lineage: Eukaryota; Metazoa; Chordata; Actinopteri; Gonorynchiformes; Chanidae. Bases 1 to 219 code for a protein of 72 amino acids. Gene Ontology annotation, biological process: visual perception; positive regulation of epidermal growth factor receptor signaling pathway; positive regulation of G protein-coupled receptor signaling pathway. Gene Ontology annotation, cellular component: photoreceptor outer segment membrane. The record is from RefSeq and is a predicted model, not a curated record. The transcript is spliced from 3 exons. Gene Ontology annotation, molecular function: cGMP binding; 3',5'-cyclic-nucleotide phosphodiesterase activity.